ACAUAUUCCCUCUUUUAAGGACAUACUUCUACCGUAUAUACGGAAUUCUCAGGCAUGUUUAGGCUACUAUAUCUACUACGUACGUCUUAGCGUAUGGAGUAUCUAUCAUAUCCACAAUAUAUGGGUUGGCUGACGUCAAUUUUCUUGGUAAUAUAGAUAAGUAUUAUCUGUCUAUAAAAUGGGAACUCGUAAGAAUAUUUCUGUAAACUUGCGAGACUUGCAGCGUGUGAUGUCUUCAGAACCAGAAAAUCCACCGGCACCCGCAGUUGAUGCUAAAACGAAGUUUGGAGCGGUAAAGACUUUUGAAUAUAAUUUAUCCACAAGUCGUUGGGGGAAUGAAGAAAAUGACGAUGACUUCGAUGAUUUCAUUGUUGAUAAGACUGAACAGGAAUCUGGCGCAUCUUUGGAAAGGUCGUCCCUUUCAUCUAAUUCAUCCAAUAGAAGGCUCAGAAGUACACCUUCUUUAGCCAACAAAACACCUUCGCCUGCUACUCUAACAAAAGAACAACCUAAAACUACAGAGAGUUGGAGGAGUACCACUCUCUCUGCAGAUAGUACGGAUUCAUGGAGAUCUACAAAGAAUAGAGACACAAAUACAUAUGAUGCAUCUAGUGCUUUCAAUAAAGAUGGGCCGCGCACGAAUCGGGAUUUUGAUUUCUCAAGGGAAACAUUUAGACAAAGUGAUAGAAGGCAAAGCCGAUUCAGAAGCGACUUUUCACGGAAUAAUGAUACUGCUCCCUCGAAUAACAGGUUCAGCUGUCUAGAUGAUGAUUCAGGUACUGCAAAUUUACAAACAUAUUAUACCUUAGAACCUCCGAAAUCCAGGGGCUCUGGGUUUAGUGGCACAGAAUCACCCACACAUGGUUCAUUCUCUCGUUCUGAAGUCUCUUCUAGAUCAAGUAUUCAAACAGAUUCAAAAUUUGGCACAAAGAACGAAGUAAAGACCACAGGUGCAGAGUCAAAGCCAAAAACGGGACUUUUUGUACCAUCAUAUAAGCGUAACCAAAAACAAGAAGAUUCUGUAGAGGAUAUCUUUAAGAAGGCUGCUGGAAUUACUGAAUUAUCUGUUAAUACACCUGAUCCAGAAAAGGUCAAAAAGGAUCUCAACGAACAACACAAACAAGUUCUUCUUUCAAAGAGAAAUGAGAUUAUUAAGCACAACCGUCUGUUUCAGUGCUCCCCUGAAAAUGUUAAAGCUAUAGAGUCACUGGUGGAUUUACUCUUGGGUGGAAAAGCUGUAGAAGACUUUGCAGAUGUUCUUGGUGAAUCCGAAGAUCUACACUCUAUAGUACCGUUUGUAGUAACUUGCCUUGUUGUCUCUAAAAAUUGUGAAUCUUGUACCACUCUUUCACAAGUUCACGAAAAAUUUGAGAAAGUUUCUAAAUGGCUUUUGUUUUUACUUGAGAAUAAUGAUGACACAUAUCCAACAAAGUUGUUGACAGAAAUCGCCAAAUUUUUAAAUCAGUGGGAAUUUCCUGCUUUGUCUAACUCACUUUAUCUUCUUGAGGCUGUAUUUGACUCCCUUUAUACUCUAAAAAUUGUAUCAAAAGAGGACUUUAUUCAGUGGUUCGAAAGGGAUAUUGACGAAGCUCCAAACAGACUCACCGUUUUGAUUCAGACGAUGGCUUGGAAGAAGUGGUUAACCGGAGAGGGCCUUGAAGAAUCUGUCGCGGAGGAAGGUGUCUCAGAUGAAGAGGACGAAGAAGAUAUUGACAUUGAAGCGCUUGUUCCCAAGCCAAUACGCCUAACAAAAGGAAUGAAAUAUUAA
This is a messenger RNA of Theileria equi strain WA, 1768 nucleotides long. RefSeq lists its product as hypothetical. The record is from RefSeq and is a predicted model, not a curated record. NCBI's taxonomy places the organism in Eukaryota, Apicomplexa, Aconoidasida, Piroplasmida, Theileriidae. The transcript is spliced from 3 exons. Bases 179 to 1768 code for a protein of 529 amino acids.